AUGCAAGCAGCUGGAAGUCAUACAGAUCCAUGGGCAGAUUUGCUGCACAAAGCUCUGGCUGAGGAGCAAACUCAUGAAGUGCUCCUCUGCAAAAUCGGAGCUGCUUUGCUGGUGCUGCUGCUGGUUUCAUGGAGUUUCUUCAAACGACCAAGGGCCACUGGCGGCAUCGUGGUUGCCUGGCUCUGUUGGUUUGCGUGGCAAUUGAACCGUGGCCAUUCCGCCUGGCAGGAGGUUCUUCACCAUGCGCAAACUGCGGCGGACCGAACCACCGGGGCCAUUCGCGCUGUUGCAGAAAUGCUGGCGGCCUGGGUGGCUCUCUUCGCUCCAGCACUUCAUGAUUUGUGGAACACGCUCUGCCCUUUGGCCCGGGAUUUCUAUACUUCCUCCCUUUGGCUAUGGAAGUCCCUGUCCUGGGAAGAGCGAGGCAUCGUGUUGCUGUGUGCUAUGGGACUUGGUGGAGCAAUCUAUGUGAUCUUGAUGAUUUGGAAAGCCAGAGCUUGGCUGCAGGAGAGCUCGGUAGCGUGUUUGGGUUUCCUGCAGCAAGCUUUGUUCCACCUGUCCUUUGUGGUGCUUGGCCCACUGAUCUGGUGGAUGGCUUGCCAUUGUCCUCCUGAAGUGCCCAGCGUCAUCUACUUUGUGCUGGCCACGCUAUGGCCAGUGUUUACCACAAGCCGCGCACUGCUGCGACACCACAGAGAGAAGGAGGACAAAGCAAGAAAUGACGAGGAAGCGCAAAAGGAAGCACAAAAGGAAGCACAAAAGACUAGGAAAUGGUGGCACUUCAGAUUGAAAUUUUCAGUUCUAAAGAGUCUAAAGGAAGAAUUUCGAAUGUCAAGUCAGUUGGAAGAGGAGAUGUGUUUUUGGUUGUCCUACUGGUCUUGCUGGCCACUUCUAGGAGCGAUUCAGGUCAGUAUGGACGCCCUCACAGAUCAAUCAGCAGCUGGGUCCAGUGGACUCCUCAUUGCUUUGACUUUAUGGUUGCAAUAUUGGAGAGGCUGCUUUGUGGCGCCCUAUGUCUUCAGACUGCUAACCCACCUCUUCAGCUUUUGCAUUGAGUAUGCCUCAGGCGCACUGGAUGCUGUAAGGCAGCUGGUCUUCAGCUUUCUGCAGCGCUUGCCAUGGCACUCGUACUUUGCAAACAUCUUGCAGGGUGACACGGUGCUAUUGGCUGUCUUGGCCGUUGUGUUGGUCGUCCUGUGCUUGGAGGUGGCAUCUGUGGUGAGUGUUUUGGUGACCGUCGUUCUGUUGUUCAGCAUCUCCAUGGAAUCAGCUCGAUGUGUAGCCAAUGAACACCAGCAGAUGUAUGCGGAUCGCCUGGCUUUUUGGGUCUUGGUGACCAUGUGGCUGUGGGCCUUGCAGAUCCCGGCAGCAGGCCGCAUUCUGGCCAUUUGGUCGCCCUUAGCGUUUGGAGCAGCGUUCUUUGGAGGGGAAAGUGCGUUCUUGGCCAUGUUCUUCGCAGUGCUGAAUGCCAUCAAUGGAGUUUUGUCUUGCCUCAACAACUUCAUGAAGAGACAGCUGGAGGCACAGAAGGCACCAGACUCUGACGUGGCAAACAAUCAAGCCAGGAUGAAAGAACCUCUUCUGGGCGACUCCACGAGUCACGAGGUUCAUGAUGACCACGUUGAUCUCGAAGAGAAUCAUCCUGAGUCACAGACAGCUGUGUCCAGACAGCACAGUUCUGAGUCAAAGACUGGCAGUGAGGUCAGGCCAGAGCCCCAUGAGGCCCAUGAGGCCCAUGAGCCUAGCGUCCCAAAUUCAGAGCGCGAGCCCCAUGAUUUUGAAGAUGGAGCUGAAAAGCCUGAGUUGGAUAGUUUGGAGAGGCUUGGUGAGGCUCAUGAAGUGGAGCAAGGCCAGGUCGAUUCCGUGGAUGCCUCUCAUGAUGUCCCAAGCCAAGGCCAUUUGGAAAGCCAUUUGGAAGUUCAGCAGUCCUUGGAUGUUGUUGACCUUGCUGAGCCCCAAGGUGAGCAUCCUGGUGAAGAUUUAAAUGCGAUGGAUUCCAAACCGCCAGAGGUGGGCCUGGUGGGCAAUGAAAUUCAUCCACCUGAGCCGACUGAGAUGGAAUCUGAGGAAGUUGAGAAGUGUGAGAAGGAUGGAGAGAAACUUGCUGUGGAGUCCAGUGAGAAUGAGGAACAGGUCAAGGACUCCAGAGACGCCCAGGAAUUGGAAGAGAAGCCUCACCAGGAUGAGACCCAUGAAGUUCCCAGCCAUGAAAAGAAUGCUGAAGAUCAGACAGAUCAGACAUCAACUCCCAAGCUGGAAGAAACUCUUGAGAGGCUUGACAAAGAUAGGGGACACGACGCCAAAACCACCUUGGAUCCUCUUGCAUCAACGCAAAUGCCAACUGAGGAAAAAAAUGAGGAGAUUCCCUCUCAGCAUCCGAUCUCCGCGAGCACCUUGACCACUGAGAAGACCGGGACCCUACACACUGAUGGUGGAUCCAAAGUUGAUCAAACUGGUAUUCCUGACGCAGGAGCCAUGGCUGAAGAGGACUUUGCCAAGCACAAGAGCUUUGUGCCAGGGCCAACCUAUGUUCCACCUCCAUGGGCAAAGAUUGGCAAGCCCUUUUGCCCAGAGGGUGGGCGAUUCAUGCUAGAUGCUCAUAAGCCCAAGAGCUAUUUCGAUGUAGCACCCAAGCUGUAUGAAGCGAAUCCACCACCUGGGACCUACGAUGCCAAAGGCUCCGUGGAGUUCAAGGCGGUGGGGCAAGUGGUGUACCGCUACGAAAGUGCCACCAGCUCCGAGACCAAGGAUAUGGUGGCCAAGGCAGUUGGCACGGCGGAUGAAGUACCUGGCCCAGGCCAAUACCAGUUGCCCGAGCCGCGGCCAUUAGCGCAGCCUCCAGCACUAAAGGGCCGGACGCUGCCUUAUAGCAUGCCUCACCCCUAUGCGUACAACUGUGCUCCCGACCACACUCGCAGCUUCCUUGCUCCUGUCCGCCAGUCCAACAACGGCGAACAGAUCUUUGGCAAUGGCUGGAAACAGGGCGCCGCAGCCGCUGCGCGGAGACAAGGAGAAAGGAAUAAGCACUCUGCUGGGAAGGACGACCAGGUCCAACUUUCAGAACUGCCUGCUGGCGUCGGCGAUGAAGAAAAGCCAGAUGAUGACAGCAUAGUUCAGUGGAGGUCUGGUGGCUUCUCACUCCUCAAGAAGUCCCGCUCAGCAGGUGCGAUACGAGUUCCUGAGAUUGACAGCACCGUCUUGGAGGGAGUUGGUAGAUUCUACCCGCCGUUGGCGCAAAAGCACCAACGUGCCAAUUCACAGUUUUUGCCCAUGUCAUCAAGGAGGACAGAAUCAGUUCGAACUCGUGAGGCUUCUGAGGAGAAUCAGCGCCUCGGCCAAAGCAAAUGGAAGCUUGCAAAGGUCUUAGAAGGCAUUGAGACUGCGACGAAUGCGGCGCUAGAACCGCUGGAUGUCGAAAAGCUCAAGGAGACUGCCAUGAAGGGACUCAGGGACAAGGCCAUCAAUAGGAUGAAACUGCAAGGUGUCAGCAAAGACCAGCAGGAGGUCAUCCUUGAAGAGAUGGAUGCCCUACUGCGUGAGCGAGCAAACAGUGCGAAGGCGGAGGCAAGCGACGAGAUAGAUCCGAACGAAUUUAGCUAUCCGAAUGUCCAGGGGAGUGAGAACGAGCUCUUCAGAGUGCAAGAGGAGGCAGAGGAAUCGGCAGAAGUGGAGGAAUAUCACCUGCAGGACUCGAUGGAGGCGGAUCUGGAUCUGCCAGAUUCAGCGCCGGAGCCUGAUCAAUCUGCACCCGAUGCACAAGACAUGGACAGCCAGGAGUGA
Messenger RNA from Cladocopium goreaui, 3780 nucleotides. Lineage: Eukaryota; Dinophyceae; Suessiales; Symbiodiniaceae. The record is from the annotation of a GenBank genome assembly.